Molecule: messenger RNA, 2152 nt
Organism: Mus pahari (shrew mouse)
Lineage: Eukaryota; Metazoa; Chordata; Mammalia; Rodentia; Muridae
Gene: Clec14a
Product: C-type lectin domain containing 14A
Exons: 1
Coding region: 423-1805 (460 amino acids)
Biological process (GO): cell migration
Cellular component (GO): external side of plasma membrane; extracellular matrix
Molecular function (GO): extracellular matrix protein binding; extracellular matrix binding
Source: RefSeq, a predicted model, not a curated record
CUGCCCACAAUCAUCACUGCAUUCUGAGAUCCAAAGUCCAGAUAAGUGUGAGCAAGGAAAGAGCCUCACUUGAUCCCCGUGGCAAACGUCUUUUCUCCUGCUUAUCUAAGCGGGGCAUUUGGACCCCCUUGGCCCAGUGUGUUCCCAGCUUUGAGGCGCCAGCUGUGUUCCUGACCCCUGAAUAAAUCAGGGCCACACAGAGGGCUCUGGGACACAUUUCCUGUCACAGCCUAAGGAAAGCAGUUGGUCAAGGGAGUGUUGUGGGGGACUUUUCAGCUGUUGGAGGAUGAGGGUUCAGGAGAGGCGAGGGGAGGGCACACAUGGUGGUAGAAAGGGCUGUAGAGGGCGGUGACUCUAGAGAAAGCUCCCUGCCCUCCAGCAAACCAGAGGACUUGGGAACAGCUGUGUGCUGAGUCUCCAGGAUGAGGCCAGCGCUUGCCCUGUGCCUCCUCUGUCCUGCGUUCUGGCCUCGGCCAGGGAAUGGGGAGCAUCCCACGGCCGACCGCGCAGCUUGUUCGGCCUCGGGGGCUUGCUACAGCCUUCACCACGCUACCUUCAAGAGAAGGGCGGCGGAGGAGGCCUGCAGCCUACGGGGCGGGACUCUCAGCACCGUGCACUCCGGCUCGGAGUUGCAAGCUGUGCUCCUGCUCUUGCGUGCAGGUCCCGGGCCGGGCGGAGGAUCCAAAGACCUUCUGUUCUGGGUGGCUCUGGAGCGCAGCAUUUCACAGUGCACCCAGGAGAAGGAGCCUUUGAGGGGUUUCUCCUGGUUGCACCCGGACUCAGAAGACUCGGAGGACAGCACACUACCGUGGGUGGAGGAACCACAACGUUCCUGCACUGUAAGGAAGUGCGCUGCGCUCCAGGCCACCAGGGGAGUGGAGCCUGCUGGUUGGAAGGAGAUGCGCUGUCAUCUGCGCGCUGAUGGCUACCUAUGCAAGUACCAGUUUGAGGUUCUUUGCCCUGCGCCUCGCCCGGGUGCCGCCUCUAACUUGAGUUUCCAAGCUCCCUUCCGACUGAGCAGCUCCGCGCUGGACUUCAGCCCUCCUGGGACCGAGGUGAGUGCGAUGUGUCCUGGGGACUUCUCCGUCUCGUCCACCUGCAUCCAGGAAGAGACAAGCGCACACUGGGACGGGCUUUUCCCAGGGACAGUGCUCUGCCCCUGUUCUGGGAGGUACCUCCUUGCUGGCAAGUGUGUGGAGCUCCCUGACUGUCUAGAUCAUUUGGGAGACUUCACCUGCGAAUGUGCAGUGGGCUUUGAGCUGGGGAAGGACGGACGCUCUUGUGAGCCCAAAGUGGAAGAACAGCUAACCCUCCAGGGGACCAAAUUGCCCACCAGGAAUGUAUCAGCCACUCCAGCAGGUCCUGUGACAAACAGAGCACGGCCAGGUCAGAUGCCAGGAGAGAUGCCCCAGGUCACUGAGAUUCUUCAGUGGGGAACACAGAGUACUUUACCUACUGUUCAAAAGACCCCACAAACCAAGCCAAAAGUCAUGGUCACACCAUCAGGAAGCUUGAUCCCCACACUGAACUACACAUCUUCGCCCCCUGUUUCUCUGACUUUCGACACCUCCUCCUCGGUGGUCUUCAUACUUGUGAGCAUAGCAGUAAUAGCUUUGGUCAUCUUGACCAUGACAGUGCUGGGGCUUUUCAAACUCUGCUUCCACAAAAGCCGUUCCUGUUCCUCCAGGACAGGGAAGGGAGCUUUGGACUCGCGGGGCGUGGAACGUGAUGCUGAGGCCACCUCUUUGCACCACAAUUCUGCACAAUGCACUGACACUGGAGUGAAGAGCGGCACUGUGGCCUGAAGGGCUGAGCUGAGGGUUCUUCACUGGCUGGGAGCACUCUUGGAUUGGGACACUUAGGGAAACACCUCAAUGCUCACAUCUUAUGUAGACUUUUUCAGCUCCAACAAUUGGGGAAAGAAGAAAAUUUGCAAUGAUUACUGUGGAAGUCCUCCUUCCCAUAAAUUUUAUUUUGAGUUAAAUCUGAAAGAGAUACUUGUUCCCUGAAAGGGGAAAAAGUGGAAGCUGUGGGCUGGCACUGGAAGACAGGGUAGAAAAUGUCGGAAGACAUUUUCCUGUGCUCUGGGGGGAAUUUGGAGAAAUGCUUGAAUAUUUCCAGUACUGGGAACAAAUAAAUAACACUAUAAUUU